This is a messenger RNA of Pelagomonas calceolata, 3274 nucleotides long. NCBI's taxonomy places the organism in Eukaryota, Pelagophyceae, Pelagomonadales, Pelagomonadaceae. The record is from the annotation of a GenBank genome assembly.
GGAGGAGGCGAUCCAGCGCGGCCUCAAGGUGCGCCUCGCACAGCUCGCCGAGGACCGGGAGCGGCGGGCGCGCGCGGCAGCAGCGGAAGACGGCGCCUUCACGGCCGAGUUCAUGGCCGCCGCGCGCAAGGUCUUCGAUCUCAUCGACACGGACGCGUCCGGGCUGUUGGACCACGACGAGAUCAAGACGGGCGUCACGUCGAACCAAGAGGUCAUCGCCUUCGUCAAGGACUGCGGCAACCAGAACCUCCAGGAUCUGUUGAUUCCCGAGAAGAUCGAGAAGUCGAUCAAGACCCUCGAUACUUCCGGAGAUGGCCUGAUCGACGCCUUCGAAUGGGAGGCGAUCAUCGAGAAAGCUUUAGCAGCGAAACUCGAUGAACGGGCCAAGGCGCGCGCGGAGGAGGCCAUCGCGUCGGGCCUAUCCGCCACGGGCGGCAAGAAGCGGCGCCGCCCGGCGCCCUGGACGGGUGGUGGGGUGGAGCUGCCUUUGCUGAUUUUCGGCGACAUGGCCGACCUCAAUGGAGGUGCCAAGGGCAACAAGUCGCAGAAGAAGAAGGUGUCCGGUGCCGGGGCGCGCUUGUGUGCGGCCAUCGAAGAUGAAAGAGAAGAAUGCGGCAAGGAGAACGAGCCGUUGGUGCUGUUCACGGGCAAUUCCUUCGGCGCGUCCUUCGAGGGCACCGUCACGCGCGGCGACCACGUCGUCCCCACGGCGAACGCCAUGGGCGUCUACUGUGGCGGCGUCGGACCUAGUGAUUUGGACUACGGGUGUGCGAAUUUAGAACGCAUCGCCAACGCCUGCAACUUCCCUUUGUUGCUCUCCAAUGUCUCGGAUGCCCGAACGUCGAAGCCCCUCGCUGGGACACAAGCUUCUCGCUUAGUGACAUGGCAGGGCCGCAAAGUAGGCAUCAUCGCCGUCGCGGCUGCCGAGAAGCUAAGGGACUGCGCGACUCUAGAGGUGGUGUCCGGCAACACGGGUAGCGACAGCCAGAAGGGCUCGCCGCCGCCCGUGCGCGUCGAGGACGAGGACGCCUGCGUCCGUAGACUCGGUGGCGAACUCAGACGCAACGGCGCCGAGGUCGUCAUUGUCUUGGCGGCCGUCGGCGGGGGCACUGGCAAGUCGUCGCCGGGCGGCGAGCUUGCCCAAGCGGCGAACGGCAUGGCCGACGUCAUCGUCGUGAGCGGGCCGCGCGGCGAGGCGCCGCCGUCGGGCGCGCACCGCCACGAGACGGACGAGGCCUACUGCUGGGUCGUUCGCGCGCCGCCGCAACUCGCCUGCCUCCUCAAGAUGUCCGUCAUCCUGCCGGAGGAGCCCCACAGCGGCCCGCCGCCCCACUUAGCGGCGGAGGCCCUGAACAUCGCGCCGGGCGCGCGCGCCGUCGACGCCGUCGGCCGCCUCGCGGUCGUCGCGCAUAGAGGCGUCGCGCGCGGCCUCGCGACGACGGCAGCCGUCUGCGAGGGUACCUUGGACUGCUCGGCCGAAUCGUUACGCGGUGGCCGCCACCUCGCGACGCGGCGCGCGGGCGCCUCGGCCGGCGGCCUCGCGGCGGACGUCGCGGCCGCGGCGACGCGGAGCGACUUAGCUAUUUUGGAUGGCAGAGCUUUGCGGUCCGUCGGCGAGCUCCCGCCGCGCAAGCCGCUCACGCCCGCCGACUUGCUAGCGCUGGCGCCCAUCGCCGACAGCGACAAGGACGGGCCCCGCGUCGAGGAGGGCGCCGUCGACGUCUUCGAGGGUGAUGAUGAUGAUGGUGUCAAGGUCGAUGAUUCGCUCGACGGCAUCGCCCAACAGGCGUGCGACGGCCCGGGCCUCGUCGUCGUCGAGGCGACGGGGCUCCAGAUCCGCGUCGCUUUGGAAUUAGCGCUCGCGCGCUACCCGAACCUGAGCGACGACUUCCCGCACGUCUCGGACGACGUGCGCGUCAUCUUCCGGCCCGACGAGCGCCCCGGCCGCCGCAUCGGCAAGGAGGGCCUCUUCUUCGAGGGCAAGGGCAUGCUGAAGACGCGCACGUAUCGCGUGUGCACGACGGCGCGCUUUGCUCGCAGAGCGUUCCUCGGGAGCAAAGCCCCGCAUGGAGCCGCGACGGUCGCCGUGCCGGCGCGCGAGGGCCCGCUCCUCGUCACGCUCCUCCGCAACCUCUUCGCGGACUGCACGAAGUCCGACGGCGAUUCCGCGCCGCGCGCGCUCGCGGCGCCGGUCUACGCGCGCAUGCGCAAGGGCGACGCCCCCUGGCUCCGGCCGCGCGGCGGCGGCCUCAAGAUCUGCCCGCCCGCCGGCGGCCGCAUCGCUGUGGAAGGAGAGGGCUUCGGCGGCGAGGGCGGCGACCGCCUGCCGCCCAUCGAGUCGCCGACGCGCGGCCGCGCGCCGCCGCCGCCGCGCGGCCGCACGAUGCAGAGCCCGCUGCCGCCGCCGGCCGGGCCGCGCACGCCGCUCGCGCAGAGCCGCUACUACAACCCGGAUCCACGAUCGCUGGCCAAGCCCAAGCCCCUGCCCGGCACGGCGACGCAGGCCAUGCGUGGUUCGUUCGGCCAGUCGGGCCUCGCGCCCUUACCUGAUUUGGCCAUCAACCGCACGGGCUCGCCCGUGCGCCUGGUCGGGGGCAUCGGCCUCGCGCUGCACGACCCGUUACCUGUGGGGAGUAUUGAUCAGUACUCGGCGUCGACGCGCGCCAUCGAACUCGCUAGGCGCUCUGCCGAGCUCUCGCGCGAUGUCUCUCCGGACGGUCGCCCGCGGACGACGAUGGGUGGCUCGCCGACGCGCUCGCCGAGUCCGUCGAGGCCGCGCACGACCAUGGGCUCGCCCGGCGGCUGGUAAUGUCGUGGGCUUGAUUCCCCCCCUUCCCCAAAAAACAUACGAAAACAAAAGAAAAAGUGGUAAAGCGACGCGGAUCGACGCAGUUUCACUGCCGACGGAGCCGCAACAGACUCGCACGAGAUUCGAGCCUCGGGCGACGACGUGAUACAUAUAGCGACGCGGAUCGACGCUUCACAAGCCGACGGAGCCGCACCAACAAGGACCUGACUUGUACAAGGAUUCGAGCCCUUGGGCAACGACGUGACAAAGAAAUACCAAAGACCCCUACGACCUCAUCUUGAGCACUCGAAGAUUCGAGCCUUGGAGCUGCGCGAGACGACCGGUCGACACGAGUUCACGGCGCGGCGGCUAGCAUAGCUGAGCUUGGGCGCACGGCACGCGGGGAGAGGAUUCGAGCCCUCUCUUCCACGUGUUGCAACGCCUGGCCCCCGUAGAACCCCUUGCGUUAAGUACGAUUCUUGCGCG